Messenger RNA from Caenorhabditis briggsae, 2655 nucleotides. RefSeq names its product Protein CBR-SAGO-2 (gene Cbr-sago-2). Lineage: Eukaryota; Metazoa; Nematoda; Chromadorea; Rhabditida; Rhabditidae. The coding region runs from base 1 to 2655 and encodes 884 amino acids. Gene Ontology annotation, molecular function: protein binding; RNA binding. The record is from RefSeq and is a predicted model, not a curated record. The transcript has 13 exons.
AUGGAGAAAGAUAUGGCGAAUUUGGCUCUCUCGGAGGGUACGAAGCCGUCUGCACCGGCAAAGCUCGGAAUGGUCCCUCUUGCGGCAAAGAAAGAAAAAAACGCCAGCAAAGGACGUAAAGUGAUGGUUGCGACGAACGUCCGUAAACUGACAAUCGCUGCCAAUCAACCCAUUUAUAAAUAUGCGGUCCAAGUCAACUACGUGUUUGUCAAGGAAGACGGAACUGAAUGCACUAUUGAAAUGUCGAAAUCGACGAGAAAAGGAACGGAGCAUGAUAACGACAAGGCAAGGUGCCAAAAAGUCUACAAGGAAGCAGUGACUCGUUACGAAGCAUUGAGAACUGGAGGACCAUUUUUCUAUGACCGCCAAGCAUCAUUAUAUAGCUUGACCAAAUUGAAAACUGAGAACAUUUCCUUCGAUGUUGACAAAGGCAUUUGCAAGCGGCCAAACUUCAAGAAGGCUCAAUUUAUCCUCAAGAAAGUUGACGACUCCUUUCAGUCAACAUCUAACGACAUCAAGAAGACCGUAAAUCCAUGUCCUGGCAAAGCUGAUCGAACCCUUCUCGAGGCACUGAACAUCAUUGUUUCGGGACCAGCUUUCGAUAACAAAAACGUUAUCACGGUCGGGGCAUGUGUUCAUUAUCUUAUCGACACCAGCGGAAUUGACGUUGCAAACAAGGACUAUCAAGAAGGAGGCCUCUACUCAGCUGUUGGUGCUUCCAAGUCUGUCAAGACUUUGGAAGGAGCAAAUCGACUUGCCCCAGGCCUUUUCAUGACACCGGAGAUGAAAACAACUCUUUUCCAUCCGGAUAAUGUAUCUCUGGUUGAUGUUCUUAAGUCCUACCGUGGUUUUGCCGCGAAUUUGGCUUACAACACUCCUGUUGCCCAGCGUAUUGAGAAGGCUUUCGUCGGUUUAGACGUUUCUUUAAACUACGGACCAUAUGCUGGACUUGGCGAGGAUGGACUAGUUUCGAAAAUCAGAAAGUUCUCUACAUCGUCUGUUCAGACCACCUUCAAAUGGAAUGAUUGCGAAGUAAACUUGGUCACAUACUACAAGGAGAAAUACGGAAUCACUCUCAAGUUUCCUCACUUGUUCACGGUUGAGGCAAAAGGGAAGGUUGGAAGGAUCAAUUUCCCUGUGGAACUUCUUGUGUUAUGCCCCAAUCAGACUGUCACUAAUGAUCAAAUGAUCAAUAACGAGCAAGCUGAUAUGAUCAAGAAUACUUCAUGUCGCAUUAAGAUGUCUGCUGCACAGCCGCAUAUCCGAAAAUCCACUACCGAGACUGUUGUUAAAAAUGUCGGAUUGGCAUCAAACAAUAUCUAUGGCUUCAUCAAAGUUGAAGAACCUCUCCAGGUGGAGGGUAUCGUCCUCGACAAACCUAAAAUCAUCUUCGCGGGGAACAAGUUGGCUAACUUGGACGAUCCAAAAUCGAGAUUCCCAACAGACUUCAACAUCGCCGGUAAUUACUUUAUCGCAAAAGAGCUUUCCAAUUGGGAACUCGUUUUUGUCGAGAACGAGGAAGUGAAGGGUUUGGCCGAACAAUUUGUGACCGAGAUGCGUAAAAACGGAAUGAAGGCGACAAACCCAGUCAUUAGUUACAUUGUCCGUAACGAUCUUGAAGCUGUUUUCAAAAGAGCAAAGGUUGCUAAGCGACAAUUGCUUUUCUUCGUUGUCAAAAGUCGCUAUAACUAUCAUCAGAACAUCAAAUGUUUGGAGCAAAAGUACGACUUGCUUACUCAAGAAGUUCGCGCAGAAACGGCUGAGAAAGUAUUCCGCCAGCCACAAACACGCCUCAAUAUCGUGAACAAAACUAAUAUGAAGUUGGGAGGACUGAAUUAUCAGAUUGGCAGUGAGACUUUCCGUCGUCCGGAUUAUCUCAUUGUUGGAUUCGAAACCUCACAACGCUCAGGUGGUAAUCCUGAUUACCCAAUCUCAGUUGGUUACGCUGCGAAUAUGCUGGAUCAUCAUCAGAAGUUUGCCGGUGGAUACGUCUACGUCAAAAGAUCCAAUGACGUUUUCGGACCGAUUAUCAAAGAUACGUUGAUCAAAAUUCUGCAAACCACAAAAAAGAAUCGCGCUACGCCGAAAGAAAUCCUUCUGUACUUCAACGGAGUGUCCGAAGGACAAUUUGCUAUGCUGAACGAAGAAUACCAACAACAAGUGAAGAAUGCUUGCAAGGCCAUAAGUGAUACGUACAGACCACAUUUCACCAUCAUCGCAUCUUCCAAGACUCACAACGAGCGUCUGUACAAGUCUGAUAAGGGUCGUAUUGUCAACCUCGAGCCUGGAACCGUCGUCGACCACCACAUUGUCAGUCCAGUGUACAGCGAGUGGUAUCACGCUUCAGCUGUAGCUCGUCAAGGAACGGCGAAAGCUACAAAAUUCACCGUGAUCUUUACGACAAACCCGAAAGAAUCAUUGUACAUGUACGAACAACUGACCAACGAUCUUUCUUAUGACCAUCAAAUCGUGUUCCACCCUGUGGGAUUGCCAGUACCACUCUACAUUGCCGGACGCUAUAGCCAACGUGGAGCAAUGGUCCUUGCAUCCAACAUGGGACCAAUCUACACCAACAAUGUUAUGGAUAUUGCGGCCACCAACAAAGAAUACGGAUACGAAAACAAGGGACUGUUCGAAACCCGCUUCAACGCCUAA